Coniosporium apollinis CBS 100218 is the source of this 2292-nucleotide messenger RNA. RefSeq lists its product as uncharacterized. Gene Ontology annotation, biological process: DNA-templated transcription. The transcript is spliced from 6 exons. The coding region runs from base 1 to 2292 and encodes 763 amino acids. Gene Ontology annotation, molecular function: zinc ion binding; DNA binding. NCBI's taxonomy places the organism in Eukaryota, Fungi, Ascomycota, Dothideomycetes. Gene Ontology annotation, cellular component: nucleus. The record is from RefSeq and is a predicted model, not a curated record.
AUGUCCAGACCCCAAGUCGGCAUCGGCCGACUUCCCACUAGGAUUACCAGCAACGAGCCAAAGGAAGCAAUGAACUAUGCCGUUCCGAAAAAACGCGGACCGAAGACGGACGUGCUCGAAGCACUCCUCAAACGCGUGGAUGGCUUAGAAAAGCGUCUCCAGAAUGAAAAACAGGAAGACUCUGCCGCCGAUCCGUUAGCACCAGAGACUGCCGUUGAGGUGCCAGGCACUUCCGCGGAUGAGUUCGCUCAAGGAGCGAAUGAAGGGACGGUCGUUUCGUUGCCCGCGGAACCUAGUCAGCAUGCACCCGGACUGCUCCAAGACGCACUGCUUGAUGCGUACUUCAGCAAAGUCCAUGGCAAGCCGUAUAGCAUUGUUAAUGAAGCAAGCACACGGCAACGAAUUCAGAACAACCAGCUUCCGCCCUAUCUUAUCUACGCUAUCUAUGCUGUUAGCUCACGAUACACAUUCCCAUACGAUGGCUACAAUAGUGCAGAUCGAACGGGCGAGGAAUAUGCUCGGCGGGCGCGCUUCGAGCUCGACACCGAUGAACCAACUAUUGAAGCACUGCAAACUCUUCUCCUUCUGGCUCAGGAGAGCUAUCAAGCCGGUAAAAGCAGAAAGGCGUAUAUGCUUCUAUCAUUAGGAAUUAGCAUGGCUUUUGCGCUGGAUCUACACAGGGAACUACCGUUGGCGUGGCAAGUAUCAUCCACUGAUCGCGAAAUCCGUCGGAAGCUUUUCUGGGCUUGUUACCUCAUGGAUCGAUUCUCCGCAUGCGGAUCGAAGCGUCCAUCGCUCAUUGCGGAUGAGUCUAUCGUUCUACGACUACCGUCGUGGCAACCUACUCCCAACUCAAUACCCGUCCAAGGCGACUUCUUCCCGAAUGGCUCCAACCUACAUUAUCUGAGUGGCGCCGGUAGAUGGAUUCAAGGCAGUACGGGGAUGCUUAUAGGUAUAGUCAAGACACUGGGCACAACCAACCGCUAUCUUGCUGCCGGCGGAGUCAAAGGCGAUUCUCACUUUCCCUGGCACUCGUCAUCAAAUCUAUCCAAAGUCCGUCAAGAACUUGAUACGUGGGCAUCCGAGACCCAAGAUGCGUUUGUGUCUCUUGACACUUUGUUUGGACAGCCUGAUAGCACGAUUCUCGUCCUCAGCAAGCUGGUUUACCAUCUCAUCCAUUGUCUUCUAUAUCGGCCUUUCCUUCCGGUUGACUUGAUCGAACUGUCGGGGACCGGGCAGCACCAGUCUUGGCAGAUUGAAGCUACGAACCUUUGCUUUCUACAUGCGAAUGCUAUAGCUGAGUUAGUAGAGAUCGGCAAAGCGUCCUCCACUAUCGUAUGGCCAGCCUUUGUCGGAUACUGUAUUUGCACUGCUGCGACCAUCCAUGUACACGGCGCCCACUACGAAGCACGAGAGGGAGAUGUGUUCUCAGCGAGCAGCGAGUUUCUCCUCCGAGAAACACAACAACUGUCGGAGCUUCGAGUGGUCUGGGCAAGCGUGCAACAUCAGCGCGAUACGCUGCAGAUGAUAUACGGAGCGCACACGGAGCUGGUCAGGUCUCUUGCUACAAACCCAAUGAGGUUCUCGCCAGUGUUUCAGCUUGAAGACUUCUUCGACCGAUACCCAGGACAAAACUUCGAUGGAGCUCACCUUAGCUUUGCUGAGCUCGCGACUGAAGCUCCGCUCCAGAGCGCUGCUAGCUUCGGUCAUGGUCGGGCCGGUAGCGUGUAUAUGGGACCGAACAUGCAAAGUGCGUCAAGACUGUCUCAGGAUGCCACCAUCCUCCUGCAAAGGACCGAAGACACUCAACCGAGUACACGACCAACGAAGAAAAGGAGGUCGACUACCGUCAAAGAUUUGCCGCCAACUCUGGAGACAAAGGCCAACGGCGAACCGUCUGUGUCAGGUACUGCUACCAUCCCCUCCGAGGUCACCGAACCUCAACACCAACUCCCCAACACAGCAGCCGGACCAAGCGACGAAGGCAGCUUCAACCCAGAUCUCGCACAUCUCACUCCCUUUGCACCUUCCUUAGCGCCCUUCUCGCCGAACUUCAACUUCGGCACGCUAGGCACAGACUUGUCCUUCGAAAACAUGAACAGCUUCGAUCCUAUGCUUGGUGCACCUACACCGUACGACCAUCAAACGCCUGGCGCAGCCAGCGCUGCCGGAUCAACCCAUACCGAUUUCGACAAGGACCCUUUCUUAAGCUUGCUAGAACAGCUGGCGGAGAAUGAGCAUUCGAGGAGUGGGCCGAGCGAGUUGGACUUCUUCCUCACGGGGACUGGUUAG